Molecule: messenger RNA, 1107 nt
Organism: Annulohypoxylon truncatum
Lineage: Eukaryota; Fungi; Ascomycota; Sordariomycetes; Xylariales; Hypoxylaceae
Product: Clavaminate synthase-like protein
Exons: 5
Coding region: 1-1107 (368 amino acids)
Molecular function (GO): oxidoreductase activity
Source: RefSeq, a predicted model, not a curated record
AUGUCAGAACUGCAGUAUUUUGAAGCUUUCACCUUCGAUGGCCAACAAGACACGGCCAAUUUCGGGUUAGACACAGGUGAAUUGUUUCCUCUGGCACUUAAGCCGACUCAGACCUGGAAUCCCACACUAGGAGAAUCUAUAGAGAUUAUCAAGAAACUGUCAGAGUCCGGGGAGCUGUUCGAAAGAGUGCAAAGACAUGGAGGCGCAGUCCUCAUUCGCGGUUUACCUAUCAAAACUGCCCAAGAUUAUAGCGAGGUAGCUCACGCAUUUGGGUUUCCAGCUCAUGAAGAGGUUGGUCGACCACCGAUACGAACUGUGUUGGCGAAAAACGUCAAGACCGCGAAUGAAGGGCCUCCAGAACUUCCUAUCUGGCCUCACAACGAAUACGGAUGGUCAACAAUAAACCCUUCUUGGUUGACAUUCUCUUGCCUAGACACGCCAGACUCUGGGGGCGAAACUCCAAUUAUUUCUAGUCUUGGCCUAGCAAGAGCGCUCAAGGAAGAAGCCCCUGAGUUUAUCGAGAAGCUACUUCAGAAGGGUGUGAAAUACGUGUACAGAUAUGGGUUGGAGGAUGUCCGAUCAAACACGGGGACAAGCGUCAUCGGUGCAUAUGGGCAACAUGUACAACCAGGCGAUGACAAAGAGACGAUUAGAAAGAAGAUCGAAGAGGAGGUUCGGCGGCAUAGUGACUUGUUUGAAUGGCACGAAGAUGGCUCUCUGAGCGUGACGCAUAUUGUCCCAAUUAUCAGGAAGCACGACGACACUGGCUUAACUACUUGGUUUGGUAACGUCACCAGCGCAUGGGGCCGAAGCACAUAUCACGGAGCAACAGAGCCACCUUAUCGAGGCGACGACGACUCGUACCACCCUCCUCCCGAAUACGGUGACGGAACACCGAUUGAGAAGAAAUACCUUGAUCUAGCUCUGGCGCUGGCCGAAUCACUUCAAGUGUUGGUUAAGUGGCAAGUCGGAGAUAUUGUGUUGCUCGAUAACUACGCUGUCAUGCACUCUCGUUCUCCUUGGACUGGUAAGAGAACGGUGCUAGCGGCCCUGUGGGAUGAUACCCGCGUGAGAAUCACUGACUAUCCUCGGGAUGAAUCAGCUUAA